Messenger RNA from Lathyrus oleraceus (garden pea), 591 nucleotides. RefSeq names its product acyl-CoA-binding protein. The transcript has 5 exons. Gene Ontology annotation, biological process: fatty acid metabolic process. Lineage: Eukaryota; Viridiplantae; Streptophyta; Magnoliopsida; Fabales; Fabaceae. The record is from RefSeq and is a predicted model, not a curated record. Bases 1 to 462 code for a protein of 153 amino acids. Gene Ontology annotation, molecular function: fatty-acyl-CoA binding; protein binding.
AUGGCAGAACUCAACGGUCACACCUCGAGAGUGCUGUACAUGACACAGAGCCCGGAUGGGUGUACUGUGGCAUCUGCAGCCGCAGAUGAGACUCUCAGGUUUUGGAAUGUCUUUGGAAACCCAGCAACAGUAGGAAAAGCUGCGCCAAAGGCAUAUAGUGAACCGUUUGCAAGGUUUCAAGCGCCUGGAGAAGAGUCUAAGGAGGAUUUUGAGGAGCAUGCUGCGAAAGUCAAGACUCUAAAAGAGAGUCCAUCAAAUGAAAACUUGCUUAUCCUUUAUGGAUUGUACAAGCAAGCCACUCUUGGACCUGUUACCACCGCUCGUCCUGGGAUUUUCAGCCAGAAAGACAGAGCUAAAUGGGAUGCAUGGAAGGCUGUUGAAGGAAAAUCCAAGGAUGAAGCAAUGAGUGAUUACAUCACUAAGGUGAAACAGCUGCUCGAAGAAGCUGGUCUUUCUGCUUAACAACAUUGUCAUGUCUAGCUUUCUAGUUCUAUGCUAAAAGUUUCUAUGUAUUUUGAAAAUAAAACAGUUGCAGUGUUUGAUGUUUGAUCUAAAACUUUUAAUAUAUAAUCUUAAUUGUUCUGUAUUGAA